ACCAAAAACCCUCCCCAAAUCCUUUAUAAGCCCCAAGGAGCACUAAAAAGCUCCAAAAACGGCUCCAGGCGAGCCCCAAAGCCCUGAGGGGGACCCUGAGGGGAGCCCUGAGGGGGCUCUGAGGGGGCCCCUCCCCCCUCCCCGUCAGAAAGGCGGGAACCGCAACUCCCGCCAAAUCUCGCGAGAUCUCCGCCUGCCGCCGUUGCUAUGGAGACGCGGGGGGGGGGGGGAAGAACCCGGAAGUGUCGCGCAAGCGGCGGCGCAAGGGCGCUGAGGAGGCCCCGGCCCCGCUCCCGGCCUAAAGUCGCCGUUGUCGCCGCCGUUGUCGCCGCCGCCGCCAUGGAGGCGACCGCGCCGAAGCGGAAGGAGCCGCGCAAGCCGCUGCGGAUUAAAGUCAUCUCCAUGGGCAACGCGGAGGUGGGCAAGAGCUGCAUUAUAAAGCGCUACUGUGAGAAAAGGUUCGUUCCCAAAUACCUGGCGACCAUCGGUAUCGACUACGGCGUCACCAAAGUGCAGAUCAGAGACCGAGAGAUCAAAGUGAACAUCUUUGACAUGGCGGGGCACCCUUUCUUCUACGAGGUGAGGAACGAGUUUUACAAGGACACACAGGGAGUCAUCCUGGUCUACGAUGUCGGCCAGAAGGAGUCGUUCGACGCGCUGGACUCGUGGCUGGCCGAGAUGAAGCAGGAGCUGGGCCCUCACGGCAACAUGGACAACGUCGUCUUCGUUGUCUGUGCAAACAAGAUCGACUGCACCAAGCACCGCAGCGUGGAUGAAAGCGAGGGGCGGCUGUGGGCAGAGAGCCGGGGCUUUCUUUACUUUGAAACGUCAGCACAAACGGGAGAGGGAAUCAACGAGAUGUUCCAGACUUUCUACUCUGCCAUCAUCGACCUGUGCGACAACGGCGGGAAGCGGCCCCCCUCCAGCGUGGGGGUCAGCUUCACCAAAGAGCAGGCGGAUGCCAUUCGGAGGAUCCGCAACAGCAAGGACAGCUGGGACAUGCUGGGAGUCAAGCCCGGAGCCACCAGGGACGAGGUGAACAAAGCCUACAGGAAGCUGGCCGUGCUGCUCCACCCCGACAAGUGCGUGGCUCCCGGCAGCGAAGACGCCUUCAAAGCCGUGGUGAACGCCCGGACUGCGCUCCUCAAAAACAUCAAGUAGGGAUCGGAGGCCCUCAGAGCUGGAAAUCUUCCCCUCCUCCUCCUCCUCCUCCUGGUCAGCCCCACGGCUUGUGGGGCGCUCCCUUUCCUCCUCAAAUCUACCCGCUGGCACGGACACCGAGUAGGGGAGCGAGAGCCCAACGUGCUCAGGAUGUGUUAUAAAGGGAGGAGAUGGCGAUGUGAGGAAGAGGAGGGGUUGCUCGAGGAAACCUCUGCUGCUGCGGGAAGGAACUGGCUCCAGGGAGCGUCCAGUUCCUCCCCAAAUCGUUGUGGUGCCAAGGACGGUCCCUUUGGAAGGAUGAAGGCUCUUCCCCCAAGCACCCUCCUCAUCACAGCACCUCCCUGAGCUAAACCCGGCAGGGAGAGCCCCAAAAGCUGCAGCCCCUCACGCCCCACGCUCCCUCUCGAGUUACACCCCCCGUGGCAACACGUUAGGCAUGGCCGGGUGAGACAGCACCCCAAAAACCGCAGCGCCCCUACCCCUUUUUUGGCAUUCCUUGGUGGUCACCCCAAAAAAUGCCUGGAGGGGCUUGGGAUCCAUCUGGGGGUGUCCCUAACCCACCCCCAGAUUAUCCUUUUCAUUUUUUUUCCUUCCUGUGGUCGGUACAAUUUGUAUUUAUUUAUUUAUUUCUUCA
This is a messenger RNA of Anas platyrhynchos (mallard), 1795 nucleotides long. RefSeq names its product DnaJ heat shock protein family (Hsp40) member C27 (gene DNAJC27). Gene Ontology annotation, cellular component: late endosome; phagocytic vesicle; lysosome. NCBI's taxonomy places the organism in Eukaryota, Metazoa, Chordata, Aves, Anseriformes, Anatidae. Gene Ontology annotation, molecular function: GTPase activity; GTP binding. Gene Ontology annotation, biological process: phagosome-lysosome fusion. The record is from RefSeq and is a predicted model, not a curated record.